Messenger RNA from Lasiodiplodia theobromae, 300 nucleotides. RefSeq lists its product as uncharacterized. Bases 1 to 300 code for a protein of 99 amino acids. The transcript has a single exon. Lineage: Eukaryota; Fungi; Ascomycota; Dothideomycetes; Botryosphaeriales; Botryosphaeriaceae. The record is from RefSeq and is a predicted model, not a curated record.
AUGUAUGUCCACCAAGUGACGUCAGAGCUCGAGCAGCGCGCUCUUGCGGAUGAACGCCUUGAAGGCCUCUCGCAACAGCACGGUGUUGAGACACAACAUGCGCAGCAGGCGGAGCGCGACCGCCGCUUGAGGUGGGCCCAGGAGAUGAUCAUUCAGAAUCCAGCUCUCUGCGCCGAGGUCUACUUCGCCAUGUCGAAGCAGCCGGCGUCCAGGAGGAGGGAAUCAAGCACGGCUGUGCCUCCGCCGGCGAGUAGCAGGAGUAACAGCAACAACUCGUCGUACCGCAACAGCCCUACCUAG